UGAGGCAUCGGCAGUCAGUCCCGGCUGGGCCACCACCGGCGCAAGUCAGGUUCAACCGCCAGUCUAAAAAGUCAGUAGCAACCGACAUUCUCAAAAUGUCUCUCUCGGUAUUACGGAAUUAUGCAGUCCUGCCACUCCAAAUGGCAGGUUCAAUAUUUUUAAAUUGUGCCAUGACGAUUUUUAACAAGAUUGCGCCUGAAAAGAUGUUUCAGAGUUUUCUAAAAGAAACCGGAUUAGAACAAGACCAGAAAUACCUCGACAGUGUUCAGAACUCCGCCUGGGAUGUUGCGUUCUUCUGGCCGAGACUCAAAGCCUUUUGGUUCAGCAACAUGCAGGAGGCCAAUCUAACGGUAGAGGUGGGAAGCCCCGCCCCCAACCCGGUCCUCGUCAGGUUGAGUGACGGCGUAGAGUGUCACCUGUUGGACAUUGCCAAGGCGGGCCGGCCGCUCGUCAUCAACUUCGGCAGUUGCACAUGACCCCCGUUCAUGGCCAACCUCGAGAAGUUCCGCAAGAUAACAGCGGAAUACUCGAGUGCGGCAGACUUCAUUUUGAUCUACAUUUCGGAGGCGCAUCCCACCGACGGCUGGGCCAUCGAAGGAAACGUUUUUCAGGUCGCUAACCAUAAGAACAUGGAAGAGCGGAAGGCAGCAGCGAAACAGAUGUUGCAGAUGGAGCCUCAAGACUGUCCGGUUUUCCUAGACAAACUUGAUAACGCAGCGAACAGGCGUUUUGCUGCUCUUCCCGAGAGACUUUAUAUCGUUAACAGAGGCACCGUAGUGUACAAGGGCGGCCAGGGACCUUUCGACUACAGCCUGGAAGAAGUAGAAGACUGGCUGAAGACGCAUCAGGAGAGAACUGAAUAAGAAACCAGAAUGAAAUAAAACUGAAAAUGCGACGGAAAUGAGGAUUUUCUUAGCUCCGUCACAUUUUCACCCGUGUAUAAUCACAGUAUUUGUAUAUUUAUACAACAAUUUUUAAGAAAUGCUUAGCUCAUUGCCAAUUUAUUUUGAUAUAAAAAAUCGCCAUCUCUAUUUCGUGAUGAAUAUCUAUGAAUAUGAAUAUCGUGAUGAUUAAAACAUUUGCAACUGUCUGAAGCAUUAGUGAGCAAGUGACACGGUCCCUAAAGUAUGACGCGUUUAUCGCAACGGUUCUUGUACCAAGAUGAAUGCUGAUGGAGUGGCAUCAUGUUACUAGCUUCACUAAUCGGCCGCCUGUGUGUGUGUCAUGAUAAACUGAUAGAACUUUUACCAAAAGACGUAGAAACACCUCACUGAUCUGGAGUUCAAGAUAUCUGCAUGAUCGUUGAGCCACAAAGGGAAAUAACCAGGGCACUUCUUGAUGUUUACUCCAAUCCUGUAUUCGAGAUCAGUCCAGUGUUACUUGUUCUUAUGAUGUAGGAUGUAUACAUUUGGAACACACACACAAUUUAAUGUGUAUGUUAAACUGGAUAAUAAAGAUAAGAAUAAACAAUAGUUUUUCUUCGGAAUCUCUGAUGAAGAUAUGAUUAUAAAAGUGAACCCAUUUCUGUGAAAGAACAAAGAACAGGCAAUAUUAAUAUCAUACAGCGCUCUUCUCUAUGUAAUUAAAAGGGGAAACGAUCAUAGACAUAUUUCAACACAAUCAAACUACAAAUUACAAAAUACAACAAUAGAAGAAAAACAGAAAAUGAAAUCCCUCUUAUAGAAAAAGUAAGAAUGUAGCCAGAGUGGGAUUUUUUCCAGACUCGCGCUCCCUCGGAUGGUGUACCCGGAUUAUUGGAUGCUGUUCUGGCAAGUCCUCCAAGCUGCAAUAGAAUCGUUUACACUCGAAAAUGGAAUUUCCUGCUCUUCUAUGCCUGGCAGAAUAAUAUCAGGCUUAUAUCCUAUUUCUUUUAGAAUAGUUUUCCCCCGUACUUUUCCACAAUAAGGGGUCAUCCUUUUCUUAUAAUUUUCAGAAGCGUACACUAUGGGAGGGGGGGGGGGUUAUAAUCUCUGGCGUACGCUUUUUAGAUUAGAAAAAUAACGAUCCGGAUUAAAUUGGGAGAUCCUGCAGAACUCAUCAUUUUAUCUCUUAUCUGUGUUCACUUUUGAGGAGGAAGGAAGAGUUUUGGAGAAAAAACGAAUAAUAUGCGUUUUUCAAAUUUUAAUGCUGGCCUACAUAAUACCCUUUUUCUGUUCCAUACAAUUAGAAAACUCAAAAUACCACCCCGGUUAAUGCUUUAAGGUAUAUACAGUAACAAUAUUACUUUUACCAAUGUAAUUAUUCUAAACUAUACUUUUAUCUUCAUUUAUGAUCUGCCAAUACGUAAAUAAUUUGUAAAUGUAUAUACAGCAAUUUACAUCGUUUCUUAAUAUAUCAAUUUCCCUUAAUGUUCGUACAAACUCAGUUAUCCUCACCACCAAUUUCCCGCGAGUAAUAUCUGUGGUACAUAUUGUUCACAAAAUCAGUCCAUUCCUAUGUUGUUUUCGUUAAAUAUUCAUGUAUUCUUUAUGCUUGUGAAUUGUAAGCGUUAAAGACCAGAGUUCGAAGAGAGUCAGGAGCAGCAUACCACGAGUUCAUCAGUGCUUAUCUUGGCUGUUUACCUUUCCGACAAACACGUCAUAUAGGUGGUACCCUGACCUGACUCAAAAACUCCAUGCUUUAUCGGUUUCUAAGAUAUGAUGUAUUUGCAUUGAGAUAUAUGCACAAAUUCAAAAUGUAAUUUUGCAGUGGCAUAGGCGAUUUGACUGAUUUCCACGCCAUAGCAAUGGAAAUCCACUUUGAGAACAAUCAG
Messenger RNA from Penaeus vannamei (Pacific white shrimp), 2752 nucleotides. RefSeq names its product type I iodothyronine deiodinase. Gene Ontology annotation, molecular function: thyroxine 5'-deiodinase activity. Lineage: Eukaryota; Metazoa; Arthropoda; Malacostraca; Decapoda; Penaeidae. The record is from RefSeq and is a predicted model, not a curated record.